AUGGUGCUGCUAUGGUUAAGUUUGGCUUCGGCUUGUUUGGCCUCGACAUUGCCUGUUGUUGAUUUGGGUUAUGAGAGACAUCAAGCUCUCUCGUACAAUAGCUCCAAUGGUCUCUAUAGCUUCGAUAACAUCCGCUAUGCAGCUCCCCCCGUGGGAGAUCUGCGAUUCCGGGCCCCAACUGCCCCGAAAGUGAAUCGCCAACACAUUCAAAAUGGCUCUGUCUCUCACAUGUGCCCUCAGGCGGCCCCAUUAUGGUCAACAAAGGUUCAAACACCAUUUGUGCUGGAUUAUUUGUCGGGCCAGCCGUUCAAUACGUCCACCGACAUCUCUUCCUACCCAUACACACCAACAAAGCAAGAGGCAGCAGUCUCGGAAGACUGUCUGUUCCUCGAUGUGACUGUUCCCAAGAAGGUUUUCGAUCGCACCAAGACUGGGACUGAAAAGAAUCUGGCGCCUGUCAUGGUAUGGAUUUAUGGUGGUGGAUACAUUGCUGGUGAUAAAACCACCAACGAUGCCCGUGGCCUUGUUCACCGGAGCACUACCGCGGACCAUGACGGUAUCGUCUAUGUGGCUUUCAACUAUCGCCUGGGCGCGUUUGGUUGGCUUGGUGGUGAAAGCGUAAACGCCAACGGUACUGCUAAUGCGGCCCUUCACGACCAGCGAUUCGCUCUGGAGUGGGUGCAUAAGAACAUUCACUUGUUCGGUGGUGAUGCGAGUCGCAUCACUGUCAUGGGAGAAUCGGCCGGUGCAGGCUCUAUCAUGCACCAGAUCACAGCUUACGGCGGGAAGCAAAGCCCUCCGCGUUUCCAGCAGGCUGUCAUCCAGAGCCCUGGGUGGGUGCCCAUCAUCAGCGAAGAGCAGCAAGAGGAUAGCAUGCAGCAGUUCCUGGGAUUCUUGAAUGUCAGCACUCUCGAAGAAGCCCGCACCCUGUCCUCGGACAAGGUCAUCGCCGCCAACUCGGCCCAGAUCGCAACCAAAUCCAAAUGGGGAACCUUCAUCUACGGCCCAGCCGUGGACGGCACAUUUGUCCCUGCGCUGCCAGGCCAACUCCUCCUCAAUGGCAACUUCCACCACGAUGUCAACGUGAUGGUUGGCCACGCAGCAGACGAAGGACUAUUGUUCACCACCCCGGAAAGCUACAACCGAACUGGUUUCGGCAGCCAACUGUCCAAUCUGGCACCCAGCAUCCUCAAGGACGUCUCCCAGUUCGUCGAGCACAUCCUCUACCCCCCAAUCUACAACGGGACCUUCGGAUACACCGACUCAGUCUCGCGCGCCGCCCUCCUCGUCUCCGAUAUGGCCUUCCAGUGCAACACCGACUACCUCAACCGGGCGUUCAACCGGACGUACGCCUACGAAUUCAACAUCACCCCAGGUCUGCACGGCCAAGAUGCGGCCUACACCUUCUACAACGAAGGCAGUACCGAGGUCAGCAGCACUUCCACCAACCCUCUCAUGACUGUGAGCAAUGUCACCGUUGCCCUGGCCAUGCAGGACUACUUCCUCAGCUUCACGGAGCACGGGGUCCCCACUUCGCCUCUGGGGCCGACGAUCGAACCGUGGGGUCCGCAUGCGCAGCUCAUGAGCCUCGAGACCGAGCGGAUUCGAAGCAUUCCAGACCCCACGCGGAACGCGCGCUGUUCGUUCUGGCAACCUGUGCCGUAUUAUCCAUGA
Molecule: messenger RNA, 1674 nt
Organism: Penicillium olsonii
Lineage: Eukaryota; Fungi; Ascomycota; Eurotiomycetes; Eurotiales; Aspergillaceae
Source: the annotation of a GenBank genome assembly